This is a messenger RNA of Cotesia congregata, 189 nucleotides long. NCBI's taxonomy places the organism in Eukaryota, Metazoa, Arthropoda, Insecta, Hymenoptera, Braconidae. The record is from the annotation of a GenBank genome assembly.
AUGUCCGCUGUUGAAAGCGCGCUGGACGUCUUGUCUCGGGCAGCUACGAUGAUGCAAGAGAGAUUCCACUGUGUUUACAUUUCAUUACGUUACGUUCUUUUCAAUUUCGAGCAAAAUUACGUAUUAAAAUGUCUUGAUAUGAUAAGAUCCCAGUUUAAAAUUCUUGGAUGUUCUUCAUGUUUUGAUUGA